Molecule: messenger RNA, 2381 nt
Organism: Drosophila kikkawai
Lineage: Eukaryota; Metazoa; Arthropoda; Insecta; Diptera; Drosophilidae
Product: isocitrate dehydrogenase [NAD] subunit beta, mitochondrial-like
Biological process (GO): isocitrate metabolic process; tricarboxylic acid cycle
Cellular component (GO): mitochondrion
Source: RefSeq, a predicted model, not a curated record
ACAUCAACUUGGGGCAUUCCAGGAGCUCCGCUCCCGCACAGUUUUUGGGGAAUGGGGCUCUCCUGGAAAAGGAUGCUGUCCUCAAAGACACCUUUGACUCAGUGAUCCAAGAGUACAUCGACCUUGGCCAUAUGAAGCCUGAAUUUUGACUAACCCUAUCACGCGGUGUUCAAGCCCGAAGUUCAGUCCUUCUUCAAAUGGAAAACAGCCUUAAUGACAUCCUUUAUCCAGGUCCAGUACUUCAGGCUGAUCUCACUCUCCAAGUCCUCAAGUGGCGGACAUUCAAAUUCGUGAUCAAUGCCGAUAUCACCUAGAUGUAUCGGCAGAUUCUAUUAACCCAGAGCACACCCCGUUUCAGAGAAUCUUCUUAGGAAAUGAUCAAGAGGAUAUCACCGACUUCGAGCUUAAGACUGUCACGUUUGAAGGUUAUUGUGCCCCUUUACUGGCCUUACGAACACUACAGCAACUGUUCAACGAUGUCAACGCUCAAUAUCCACGGGGCGUCUCAUAUAGUAAUUUCAAAUUACAUAUAUAUCGACGAUGUGCUAGCAGGAGCUCAUACAAAGACUGAAGCUAUUUUAGCCAUUCAGGAGUUGAGGGCAGCGCUGACCUUAGCUGGAUUUCCUCUCCGCAAGUGGACAUCGAAUGAACCCGUCACUCCUUAAGGUACUACUUCCCAAAGAUCACCAACUUGCAGGUGAUUUCCUUGACCACGAAGAGGUUAGCACCACUAAGACACUGGAAGUAUUUCGUCCCGACUGAGUUUACGAUAAAUGCGAAUUAUUCCAAACGCGACCUUCUAUUGCGAAUCGCAAAGUUGUUCAUUAAUUUUUUUUUUUUUUUGCUUACUUUUUACACCAAAACCCAUAUAUGAUUGGUCCUAGUAAAUAUAAGGAUAUGUAUGUCUAAUACUAUUGCUAGAAUAUUUAGAUAUCUCAUGAGUUUAAUGUAACUGUCAUGUUCUGUGUUGAACUUUUCGGUUUGACCCCGGAAAAAAAGAUCUCGAAAUCCGAUCCAAUAAAAUUCCCCGUUACCACCAGGAGUAAGCCUUAAAUUUUGAGCACCAGUCUAGGGAACCGAAGAGCAACAUGUCGAUGCUGGCGAGAACCGUUGGACGCAUUUUAAUGCAGGCUGCUGCAGUCCGUAGUCUGAGCACCACGUCUGUCGCCAAGGAUGCCUGCACACUGAUUCCCGGCGAUGGUGUGGGUCCCGAGCUGGUCAACUCCCUCCAGGAGGUCUUUAAGGCAGCCAGUGUUCCUUUAGACUUUGAAUGCUAUUUCCUCUCCGAAAUCAAGCCCGAGCAGAGUGCCAAGCUGGAGGAUGUGGUGGCUUCCAUUCAGAAGAACAAAGUGUGCAUUAUGGGCAUUUUGGCGACAUCCGACUACAGCAGUGGGGGAGACCUGCAGACGCUCAACAUGAAGCUCCGCACCGCUCUGGACCUGUACGCCAACGUGGUCCAUGUCCGCAGUCUGCCCGGUGUUAAGACCCGCCACAACAACAUCGAUACCGUGAUCAUUCGCGAGCAGACCGAGGGCGAGUACUCGGCACUGGAGCAUGAGUCGGUGCCCGGAAUCGUUGAGUGCCUGAAGAUUGUCACCGCCCAGAAGUCGAUGAGGAUUGCCAAGUUCGCCUUCGACUAUGCCACGAAGAAUCAGCGGAAGAAGGUCACUGCAGUGCACAAGGCCAACAUUAUGAAGCUGGGCGAUGGCCUCUUUCUCCGCUCCUGCGAGGAGGUCUCCAAGCUCUAUCCGCGUAUCAAGUUCGAGAAGAUGAUCGUGGACAACACGACCAUGCAGAUGGUGUCCAAUCCCAACCAGUUCGACGUAAUGGUAACGCCCAAUCUGUAUGGCGCCAUCAUUGAUAAUUUGGCCAGUGGCCUUGUUGGCGGUGCUGGUGUGGUGGCUGGUGCCUCCUACUCGUCAGCGACCGUGGUCUUUGAGCCAGGAGCACGUCACACUUUCGCUGAAGGUGAAGGCAAGAAUGUGGCCAAUCCAACUGCCAUGCUGCUCUGCGGUGUGAAGCUGCUCCGCCACAUCAACCUGCCCACCUAUGGUGAGUUAAUACACAAUGCCAUCAAGAAGGUGCUCAAAGACGGCAAGGUGCGCACCAAGGAUCUGGGCGGACAGUCGACCACGCAGGACUUUACACACGCCGUUAUCCGGAACAUGUCUUAGGCAACCCACCAUUGAUUACUAUGGCAGAUGGUUUGGAAUCGUAAGGAACGACAAGCAUAAACUCAUAUCUAAAUUACAGCUAUUGUCAAUCAGUUUGGGCUGUCUAAAUUUUAAGUCAAUUUUAAAGCAAUUUCAAUAUUUUUUAUUGAUUUCAUGGAAUUUAACAGAAACAAUGCAUUACGUGAUUUAAUAAAGUUUUACCAUAAA